This is a messenger RNA of Paramecium octaurelia, 1020 nucleotides long. Lineage: Eukaryota; Ciliophora; Oligohymenophorea; Peniculida; Parameciidae. The record is from the annotation of a GenBank genome assembly.
AUGAGAGAUUUAUACUUCAGUCUAAAGAAGUUCUUGUUUGUAAUAACUAAAUCCUAUUUUAAUUAAUUCUAUAUUUACUAUUUAUUUGAUUUAAUUAAAAAACUGUUUUCUUAAAAGAUUUAAUUAAUUAAUUUUUUUCAUUAAUAAAUUUUUCCCUAUAUAUAAUAUGAAAAUCAAAAUCAUGCCAUUAAUCCCAAAAGACCGAGUGAAAUAACUGACAAGAUGUAAGCACUGUCGGUGGUAGUGCCAUUAUCUGUUCCAUUAUUGGUACUAUUUGAAUUAUUUGGAGUGACAGAUCCUGCAAUGCAACUUUCACAUUUAUUAGUAGCGGCAUUCCAACUAUAGGUGUAAGCUGAUUUAGUGUAGCAAAUCUUGGAAUCGGUCAUGGUUCCUGGAUCAGCAGCAGCGCAUUUUCCGCUUUAAAGAACACAAACAGUAGAAGAGGCUCCAUCGAAACUUGGAAUAGGUUGACAAUCAGUCCCUGUGGCAAAGGUAUCACAUGUGUGAUUAGCACAAGAUGUUCCUGCUGAGUUUUCAGUCCAUUUACAUGUUGGGUUGGUUGUACAAGCCAAUUUAUCUUUUGUAGCAUCAGCACAUGCUGUGAAGGUCUUGCAUGUUCCAUUAACUUUAGCAAAUUUGCUCUAGAUGUAUCGAUACUGAUGGAUUAAAAAACUAGUAUGAGAUGUUAAAAUGAAAGAAUUUCUAAAAAUAUCAAUAAUUUUGAUUUCAUUUUGAUUAAAUGAUGAUUGUGAGAACAUUCCUUAACAAUAAAAAUAUACAUCUAUAUUUUACUUGAAGGGUUUGUAAUCAAUUUUGUGACUCUAUUAUAGUUUAGGCACCCAAACAAAUCAAAUGAGCAAAUAACAAAUUUUUUGAUAUUUUACUUAAUUCUUUAGUAUUGAUUUGUCUUAAGUAAAUAAAGAUAAAAUUGAGAUGUAAUCUAAUGUUGCUUUAACAAAGAAGAAAAGUUAAAAAAUUCAAAAAAUUGAAUACUAAGUGAUCCAAAAUUAUGAAAAAGAU